AUGGAAAAAGGACAAGAUGGUGCCUUGUUUUACACAUUUACAGACAAGGCAACUCAUGAAGAAGAGGAAGAAACUCAGCAACAGCCUGCUAAACAAGAAGAAACUAAAGAAGAACCAGUACAUGAGCCGCAAUCUUUCGAAAUGGUUUAUAACCCAAGAUUUGGAGUUAGAAUACCUCAAGAUAGGUUUUUAAGAUUUGGUAAAACAAGAAAAUCUACUCCACAGCAAAACAACCAAAAUACGACAAUUCAACAAAAAUCAGAACAGCCAAGAGAAGAAGAGCCUAAGCCUGUUUCAGAACCAAAACCAGUUCAGCAGCCUCCACAACGUAAAUCUCCUCGUCAAGCAGAAACUCAAGAAGUUAAAGUAGAAAAGAAAGAAGAAAAUAACGAAUCAUCUCUUCCUGCCUUAAAGCCUAAACCAAAAACAGCGAGACGAUCUUAUACAUCACCUAUCAAGAAACCUGCUUACAAAAAACCAGUGUUAUCUGCUCGUCAAAAACGCGAAUUACGAAAAGAAAAAAUUUCAAACGAAGUACUUGAGCAUCCUAUGUGUAUUCCAUCAGCACCUAAAGAUCUUGCUUUGCUCCUCGAAAGACUCGAAAUAGACUUAGAAAAAGCAUUAGAUUUAGAAAGAUAUUUAGAAGUUGAAAAAAUCUCACGAAUCAUGAACUCAGCUGAAAUCAAACUCGAAAAAGCAAAUAAAGACAAAGAGAAUCAAAGAUAUUUAAAGAUUGCUAAUACCCACAAUUCGUUAUGUGCCAUUGCAAGUUCUAAAGUGGAGCAAUGGAAUAACAAAUAUGACGCAUUUGCUGAAAAAGUCAAAAAACAUAUAAAUGAAGUAAAUUCGAAGAAUAAGAAAGAAUUAGCUGAAUUUGAUGAAACAGCUCCUGAACCAAUACCUAAGAAAUACUCAUUAGUUGCAGAUAAGAUAACACGCUUACGUCAAAAGCAAAUGAAAGCAGCAAUGAGGUUAGAUUUCGAAAAAGCUCUGAUUUAUAAAAUCGAAGCUGACGAACUUGAUUCCGUCGAUGAGUCUGUUGCUUAUGAUAAGAAAAUACGAGAAUUUCUUAAGAAACGCGAGUUCUUAAUCAAACAACAGCAAAAACGUAUUGAUACUGUAAUUAUGCAUGCCCAAUCACGUCAAUUUAUCAUGAUCAAGGAAAGACAGAACUUAAUUACAGGAUACGGAGCAAGAAUCGAAAAUAUUGAACAAGAUCUUGAAAAUCACCUUCUUAAAGGCGAUUUUACUCUUGAUGAAAUUGAAGAUGCUCGCGUAUAUGAUGAAGGAGAAUCUUUAAUGCUAUCGCUUCGUGAAACAAAAGCACCAAUCAAAAAUAAUUAA
Molecule: messenger RNA, 1344 nt
Organism: Trichomonas vaginalis G3
Lineage: Eukaryota; Parabasalia; Trichomonadida; Trichomonadidae
Exons: 1
Coding region: 1-1344 (447 amino acids)
Source: RefSeq, a predicted model, not a curated record